UCCGUGAACUCUCCACCGCUGUAACUUGGGACUCUGGUUAAUAGAAACUGGGGUAAAUGUCGGUGUGUUUGUGCGGAGUCACGACCCUGACAGGCUCGGUGUUAUUACAUAACAACAAACACACUCCUUUACGGCUCCUGUCCUCUUUCAGCGGCUCCGGUCAACUUUCUUUCCCCUCAAACCGUCGGACUUUCAGGGAUACAAAUGGGUGAAAAGGACGCAAAAUGCGCAGAUGGAGUCAAAUAUUACAGACUGUCAGAGAUCGAGGAGCAGAACAAUUUCAAAUCAACGUGGAUCAUCAUCCACAACAAAGUCUACGAUGUCACUAAGUUUCUGGAAGAGCACCCCGGAGGGGAGGAGGUCCUGAGGGAGCAGGCGGGCGGAGACGCCACCGAGAGCUUCGAGGACGUGGGACACUCGAGCGACGCCAGAGAGAUGGCGCAGGGCAUGGUGAUCGGAGAGCUGCACCCGGACGACAGAGACAAGUUUGCCACCCAUGAGGAAACACCGGUGACCACUUUGAAGGAUGAGCCCAGUUGGUGGACGAACUGGUUGAUUCCCGUUCUGGCAGCGGUCAUCGUCACGGUGAUGUACCGCAUGUACUCCGAAGAGAGCGACGCGUGACGACGUCACACACACACACAGCUUUGACCUCAUCACACACACACACACACACACACACACACACAGCUU
This is a messenger RNA of Sander lucioperca (pikeperch), 693 nucleotides long. RefSeq names its product cytochrome b5 (gene cyb5a). Bases 205 to 624 code for a protein of 139 amino acids. The record is from RefSeq and is a predicted model, not a curated record. Gene Ontology annotation, cellular component: intracellular membrane-bounded organelle; membrane. The transcript has 6 exons. Gene Ontology annotation, molecular function: heme binding. Lineage: Eukaryota; Metazoa; Chordata; Actinopteri; Perciformes; Percidae.